AUGACUUCCUGCAUUGAAUCUCCACAGGGCAAUGGGCAAAUUCUCGAAUCCGAAGCUAUUGCUACCCGCGACCACCUGGAUAUGUGCAUGACUGUCGAGGCUCAGUCGGGCGACGAUGAGUCCACCAAAGCUUUCACGCCGGAGCCAAGCUCAAGUGACGGGAGCUCGAUGUUGCACUGCAGUGGCGAGGGUACAGAAAUAGGGGAGCUGCCAGAUGCGGCAUUAGCAACAGCCCAGAUAACAGUGGUCAAGGGCGCGCGCAGCUCUACAGCUAAGCAGUUUGUCCCAACGAAGGCACCUCCACGAGCCCGUAUGAAACGCCGCUUCCAACCGUAUCCUCGCAGAGGUUAUACAGGUAGUGCGGUGACUCCCCUUUUGUUGAAGAGGAGGAGUCCGCUGAGUAGUGAUGUAUUGAGCCAAACUUCCAGUCGGAGUGACACGUCCACAGAACAUGAUGUUGUUGUCUAG
This is a messenger RNA of Aspergillus puulaauensis, 468 nucleotides long. RefSeq lists its product as uncharacterized. Lineage: Eukaryota; Fungi; Ascomycota; Eurotiomycetes; Eurotiales; Aspergillaceae. The transcript has a single exon. Bases 1 to 468 code for a protein of 155 amino acids. The record is from RefSeq and is a predicted model, not a curated record.